This is a messenger RNA of Camellia sinensis, 554 nucleotides long. The record is from RefSeq and is a predicted model, not a curated record. NCBI's taxonomy places the organism in Eukaryota, Viridiplantae, Streptophyta, Magnoliopsida, Ericales, Theaceae.
UUCCACUCCGUUACAACUCAUUUGGCCUUUUUUUUUAAUGUGUUGUUGCUCAUAAAAAAUUUCAUAUUUUACACAAAUGAAUUGUGUGGAUUUGGAGAUCUAUAUAUAAAGGCAAGUUGGGAUGGUAGUGCAACAGUACUUAUUUGGCACAUUGGUCAUAUUUUUCUUUGGGAAAAAGCAAAUCAUAAUAUGGGUGGGUUAGAUGAUUACAUGCCAGCACUGGCUAUGUUUGGAUUGCAAGUCGGUUAUGCAUUGCUUACUCUCUCAACCACGGCUGCUCUCUUGCAAGGAAUGAGCCCGAGGAUUUUUGUUGUCUACAGGCAAGCCAUUACUACUUUGGCCAUUGCUCCUCUAGCUUAUUUCACAAGAAGAAAAACUAGUAGGUCAUGUUUGGGGUUGAAGAGCUUUUCCUUGAUAUUUUUGGCUUCUCUUGUUGGUGUUACAAUCAACCAGAACAUCUACUUUGAGGUUUGUACUUUGGCUUCAUCUUCAAUGGGAAGUGCAAUGGGAAAUCUAGUCCCCGCCAUAACUUUUGUAAUAGCAUCUUUUAUCGG